GUUUCCGGGAGUGUUUGGUGAUGUGGCUAUGCUCAGAAAUCCAUCCGAGGAAAAAUAUCAAAUAAAGACUAGAUACUUUUACCUGGGAAGCACUCGCUCAGUGCCAUCUUUAUGUUAAGCCGCCUGGCUACAGUCCUCCAGGAGCUCUCUGGAGAGGAGGGCCAAGAUGGAGAACCACAGGGCAUGCUGGUGCCUCAGGUCCCUGCCGGUGAGGCCCAGGCUCCAGAGGAGUCUGAGGUACCUGAGGAGGCCAUGGAGAGGCUGGCUCACCUGGAGCAACUGGUGGUCCAGCUGAAGGAGCUCGUCCGAGACAAAGACACCCAGCUUGUCCAAAAGGACACAGAGCUGGCCAACAAAGAUGUACAGCUCAAAAAUGAAAAGGAAGAAGCAGAGGCUCGAUUCACCAAACUCAAACUGCAGGCCAAAGCUAAGAUGGCUUCACUCAACAAACAGAUAACAGAUUUGAAAGGAUCAGGAGGAGGCACACAGAGCCCAGACAGCUCUUUCUCAGGAGCUGGUGCUGCAGUCGAGGAGGAGCUCCAAGAACUGAAGAACAGGCUGAGUGAGGAGGAGGCCAACAGCAGGGAGCUCCAACAACGGCUGCAGGCCACCGAACAGCUUCUUCAAGAGAAGGAAUCUGUCCAUGCUGAACAGUUGCUGAAGCUGCAGGCUGUGGUCUGUGAGAAGGAUGUGCGUUUCCAAGAGCAGAUCCAAAAGCAUGAAGAGGAGCUUAUGAGGGUCACAGCUCAGUCUCAGAAUGACGGCGAGCUUCAGCAGGCCCUGCAUGCAGCCCAGAGGCACUGUGAAGAGCUUGAGGAGGCCUUAAAAUCUCGCUCCCAGGUGCUUGAAAUGCUGCAGCAGGAAGUGAGCAGUGCUGAUCAGCAAAAACAGAUCCUGACUGCUCAGUUCCGGCAGAUGGAGCAGGAGCUGGCCGAGGCCGUGAAGCUGAGAGAGGAGGAGAGGCAGCAGUGGGCCGAACAGGCCAGCAGGGCCGAUGCAGAACUCGCAGCCCUCCGAACCAGCCUGGAGGCUCUGGAAAGACAGAGGACGGAGAUGGCGAGGCAGGAGAGCGAGCUGGUCUCCCUGCGAGAGGCUGAGCGUGAGAGUCAGGAAGCUCUGGAGAAGGAGAAGAUGGAAGUUGCCAGACUGGAAAGAGAACUGACUGAGAUGAAAGAGGUUGAGCUCGCAGCCGUCCAAUCGAGCCACGAUGCUUCAGAGAGAGACAGAGCAGAAAUAGCUCGGCUUGAAAGUGAACUUGCAUCUAUGAGGGAGACAGUCGCUCGUGCCAACCAGGACGCCUUAGAGAGGGAGAAGUCAGACGUUGAUAAACUAGAGAGAGAGCUGGCUUCACUGAAGGAGGAGCAGGGAGGCGCCCAGAAGAAGGGGCAGAUCCUGGCUGAAGUCUGGAGACAUUUGCGAGCUCUGGCUCUAGAUGAUGUACAAGCAGCAGAGGAAAACCCCGUCCCCGCUGACCUUUCCCUGCUCCUGGACACAGUGCAGUCGAUUGACACCCAGCUGAGAAGUCUGAAAGACAAACAGAGUGAGAGUGAGGAACAUUGUGCAGAGCUCACCCACACCAUGGAAACCCUUCAGGAACAACUGGACAGAAAAACCACAGAGCAGGAGGAGGCCACUGCCAAGAUCCAGCAGUUGGAGCAGCAGAUUGUAACGUUGUCUGAUAGAGAUGAUGUGACCGAACCGUCAGCACAGGAUCCAUCUGAAGCUGAAAAAGCACACAUACUGGCACUGGAGCAGCAGCUAUUAGAAAAAGACAAUGAGCUGGUUGCCUUGCGAGAAUCCCUCAGACUGGCUAAAGGCCACGGCUCCAGUGAAGUCGCAUCAAGUGAAACCUACGAUCAGACUCCAGACCGGGAUGAGGAUGCCAGCACAGUCCCCUGUGACAGUUCUGCAGCUCUUCCUGACCUAAUGGAGGAUACACGGGAAGAAGACACCACCUUAGUAGCUGAGGACACCUCUGUCCUGUCCGUUUCUGCUGAUAAUGAGAGCAGCCCAGAGCUUAUUGGAAACCAAUCUGAGUCCCCAGAGGAAUCAAAAGGGACUUCCUCAGACGAGAUGGUCGCCAGUAGUGAUUCAGAGGUGGCCCACAGCAGCUGGACCCUGCUGGAAGCUGUGAAUCAAGAUGGUGGCCAGGAGUGGCCCUCCGUCCUGCAGGACUUUGGCCAGCUGCAGCUGCAGUCGUGGGAGGCGACGAGCAUGGAGCAGGAAUCCUCCACAGUUCAAGUUGAGUCCUCGUCUGUCAUCAUCCGAGAGACGGUUCAGGUUCAUCUAACUCAGCAGAGUUCUUCCUCCACAGAGGUUAACAUGCCCUCUGGCCAGGUCUUUGCUCAGGCCUUAGCUGAGGAACUCCAGAAGAGGUACAGUGAACUUUUGGCUGAGCUGCAGAGGCUCAGAGAGGCAGCUGCAGAAUCACAGGAGAAAAUCAAGAGUCUGGAGGAAGAAACACAGUCCCUGAUAGCUGCCAAAGAAGAGGCAGAGACCCAGGCCAGUAACUCUGCAGAGGAGCUUCAGUUAGCCAGAGUGGAGUUGGACAAGAUUUCCCAGCAAAGCAGCUCAGUGAUGGAGAAGCACGGUGUUGAAAUGCAGCUUCUAGAAGAACAGAUAGACAUUUUGAACUCUGAAAGUAAAGCGAAGGAGCAGAAGAUCCAGACCCUGCAGAGUGACUUGGAAGCAACCCACCAGGCUCUCUCUGAGCAGGAGGGUCAGGCCAGGAUGCUGAGUGCUCAGCUGGAGGAGAGGGAACUCCUCUCCUCUGAGCUUGAAAGGAGGCUGCAAGAUAUGGAAAACAGCAUGCUGGAGUAUUCCCAGACUUCAGAUCUCAACAACGAGUCUUUGUCAAAGAAGGACUCAGAGCUCAGUGAGCUACAGCUUCGUCUCAGUCAGAGGGAGCAUGAGAUGAUGGAGCUCAGUGACAGUAUGUCUGCUAAGCUCCUUCAAGUGGAGGAAGAGAAGUUCCAGACAGAUCGUGAAGUCAGUAAAUUGAAAGAGCAGAUAGCGGAACUUGAGAAAGUGAGAGAUGAGAAACAGCAAGCGAGCUGCGAAGACUCAGCAGCUCAUGCAGAUAGUGAACUUGGAAGUUUACGAAAGGAGAAACAAGUGCUGGAAACCCAACUAGCAAACACAAAGAAGAAGCUGCAGGCUGCACUUGUGCAGCGCAAAGAGCUCAUGAGGAAGGUUGCUGAUUUUGAGGUAGAGGCAAAAAAAUGGAAAGAGCAAGAUGAAUUAGCAAAGGGAGAAGCUCCUGCAAAUAUUCCAGAGGUAGGAAAAACUAGUGGACAUGAGAUUCAAGAAAUGGAAGCUAAACUCCUGGACCUUGAGCAAGCUUUGAGAUCCAAAGAGGAGACAGUUGAAACGCUUGAGCUGAAAAUUAACCAACAGGAUCAAGUCAUUGCUGAGACGCUAGCCCUGAAUAGAAAGCUAAGUGAAGAAGCUGAAAACACUCAGCAGGCAUCAGACAUUUCUUCUGAAGCAACUGUGUUACAGUCCCAGGUGGCCAGUCUUGAAGCAGAGUGUGAAACGCUUCAGAAGAAGGUUCAGGAGGCUCAGGAAUCUCGCAAAGAAACCAUCCGGAAAGCAAAAGAGAAAGACAGACACCACCGUGAACAACUGAAGCAGCAGAAAGAAGAAUACAGUGAGCUGAUGGGACGUUUUGAGGCGCAGAGUGGAGAAAGAGAAGUCCUCCUUUCUAAACUGAGAGAAUUAGAAGACAAAGUGAGCGCCGAGAGGGAGGCCAUGCCCCACCAAGAGACCAAACAACAAGCUGAAAAUCUGGACAAGCAAGCAGCAGGUGACUGGGUCCAGGAGGACUGGGUGGAUUUUGCCACAUCUGAGGCUGAGUCAGCACAACCACAAACCAGUGAUCCAGUUCAGCGUCCUGCAGAGACGUCUGAUGUCCACGCUGCACAAAUGGAGGAAUCUCUGAAAGCUCUCAGGGAAGAGAUCCAAACUGUGCGGGCGGCAAACACAGAGCUGGAGAGGCAGCUCCAGGAAGCUCAGGCCAGUCUUUCACUGAAGGAGGCCGAGUUACUGGAUUUGGGCAAAGAGCUACAGGCACUAAGAGAAAAGGAAAAACAGAUUGAUGCACUCUCAGAGGAAAUGGACAAUCUUAGAGAACAGUAUCGCCAAGCUGAGUCUUACGCAGAAACUCUAAAAGCAGAGAUGGAAGCUGCAGCCGCAUCAGCAUCUUCAGAUUCAAAAUCCUCCCUUGUAACUCUUCAGGCUGAAGUGGAAGACUUCAAACAGUUUCUCGACAACAAGAACCACGAGAUAAUGGAGCUCAGUCAGCAGCUUAGUGAGCAGAACUCUCUCUUACACUCAAUGCAGGACGUGGUGUCUGAGAAGGAUCAACUAAUAUCUUCUCUACAGGAAGAAUUGAAGGUUGAGCAGGAGAAGACCCAGAGGUUAGAGGCCGAGAUCCCACAGAAGCAGGAGGAAGAAAAAGACAGUGAGGAAAAGAUCCAGCAGCUGCAGCGAAAACUUCAGGCUGCUCUGAUCUCUCGCAAAGAGGCCCUCAAAGAAAACAAAACGCAGAAGGAGCAACUGGCCACAACUGAGAAGCUCAUUGCUGAGCUGCAGCAGAAAAUGGAGUCGGCAGAAGAUGAGCUGGAGAAGCUGAGAGCAGAAAGACUUAAACUGAUCGAUGAGGUUGAUCGAACGUUACUGGAGAACCAAAGCCUGGGAUCAUCCUGCGAGAGCCUCAAACUGGCCAUGGAAGGCAUAGUGAAUGAGAAGGAUGCUUGUAAGAGAGAAGUGGAGUUGGCCAAAGAAGAGGCUGCCAGGGUGAGCAGAGAAUGGGGGGAAAAGGUUCAGGGCAUGAAGGACGAGUACGAGACUUUGCUCAAGUCCUAUGAAAACGUGAGCGACGAGGCAGAGCGAGUGAGACGUGUCCUGGAGGCAGCGAGACAGGAGAGACAGGAGUUAGCAGCCAGAGUGAGGACGCAUGAGGCUGCAAGGCAGGAAGCUGAGAGGCAGGCAGAGGUGGCACAGAAGGAGGUGGACUCAGUGAAAGACAAAAUGAGAAAAUUUGCUAAAACAAAGCAGCAGAAAAUACUGGAGUUAGAGGAGGAGAAUGAGAGACUGAGAGAGAUGCAGGAAAAGCCUGUCAUAAAACGAGAGGACAGGACUCUUAAAGCUGAGGUGGAAAGACUUCAGGAAGAGCUGGGGGCUUUGAAAGCUGAUCUGGAUGCUACAGCGGCAGAGAGAGACUCUUUAGGGCAGCAGGUUGAAGAACUGAGAGAACAACUUGUCCAGAUGGGAGAGAAAGAGAACAGUGAAACUCAAGAGACUCCACUCAGCUCUGCAGCUGUUGUAGAAGAGGCUGUGACUGCCCAGAAAUUAGACACAGUGAUGACCAAAGCAGAGCCAGAGAGUCCACGUGAAGACAAAGAAAAACCCUUGACUCCAGAAGAGACUCCAGAUGACCAAAUAAUUGCAGAGUCUGCACCAGAAACACAUUUGCAGCCUACGCAGGAGAAAGAAAAAGAAGAAAUGACUGAAAGUGCUCAGAUUUUAUUGGAGGCUAAAAUGAGGGAGAUGGAGGCAACUGUUAACACAGAGAGGGGACUGUGGCAGCAACGGGAGGCUGAACUCAAAGCUGAACUGGCCUCUCUUGAGCGAGACCUCCAGCAAAGUAAAGAGAAACUGAGUCUUGUGGCUUCUCUAGAGACGUCCCUGCAAGAAAGCAAAGAGAGAGAAACAAGUCUGAUUGAACAGGGGUCAAAGAGGGAAACUCAGGUCAAAGAACUCCUCAGAAGCCUUGAAACUGAGAAGGAUAACCUGGAGGAGCGUCUGAUGAACCAGCUGGCCCAACUCAACGGGAGUAUCGCCGGUUACCAGCAAGAGACGGCAGACAACCGGGAGCACCUGGCUGAACUUCAGCGGGAGGUGGAGAGGUUGGAGAGGGAGCGAGCUGAACUCGAGGCCGAGGCUCAGAGCGAGAGGGACCGGGCAUUCAGACUGGAGGAGGACAUGAGGCAAGCCCAGAGGGAGAGAGCUGAAGCUGAAGCAGAGUCUGGUAAGCAGAGGGAGCUGGAGCAGCAGCUGAGGUCUGCUCAGAGAGUCAAAGAAGGCAGCCAGAGCAGAGCACGUCAGCUGGAAGAACUGCUGAGGGAGAAGCAGCUGGAGGUCCGACAGCUGCAGAAGGACAGCAUCCAGUACCAGGAGAGGAUCAGUGAGCUGGGGAGGGAAGCUAAGGCACUGCAGCUGCGUCACACUGAGCUCAGCAACAAACUAGAACAAUCCCAGCUGGAGACUUCCAAAACUUUAGAGGACCUGAAAAGGAUGGAGGCAGAGUUGGCUAGCUGCAAAUCUCAACUGGAUGAGGUCCAGAAUCAGUUAAGCAAGGCCUUAGCUGAGAAAACAACCUUAGAACAGAGUGCCCAGCAGAAAGAGGCCCUGAUGAAAGCUGAGGCAGAGCAAACACUGGACUCUGUGAGAUUCAGGCUGGGAGCUGAACUGAAGGAGAUGGAGCUGAGGCUGGAGGAAGCCUAUAGAGAACGGGAAAAGGAAGAGGAGGCCACGCUGGAGGCCAGAGACAUGGCAGAGGGAGCUGAGAGACGAGCACAGGAGAUGCAAGCCCGUCUAGAUGAGUCUCUGGCCAGGUUAGCUGCCUUCUCACGUUGCAUGUCCUCAUUGCAAGACGACCGAGACAGAGUUCUGGAUGAGACCCGGCAGUGGGAGACUCGCUUUCAUGAUGCUCUGCAGGGUAAAGAGGCAGAAGUCCGGGAGGCUGAAACACGGGCCAAGGAACUGGCAGAACAGCUUCAGAUAGAAACUGCACUGAAAGAGGAGCUUCAACUUUCAGUGGACAGACUAGAGAAAGCAGACAAAGACUGGCAGUCGAGACUGGAAGAAGAGAAAAAUAAAGUCAAAGAGAGUCAAGCUGUCCUCACGGGGGAGAGGAGAGAGCUUCAACAAACCACAGCUGAGUUGCAGUCUGCACAAACUGAAGUCCGUGCUCUGACAGAUGAGCUGGAGGGUCUUCGUCACAGAGUCCAGGCUCUGGAGGAGGCUGUAGGUCGGCUGAAGGGUGAAGCUGACCAGGCCAGGACUGAGCUGACAGAGAGGGAGGCAGAAGAGAGGCGACUGUGUCUGAACGUGGAGCAGCUGGAGACUGACCUGAGGUCCUCUAAGGCCUUGACCGAGAGUCUGCAGGCUGAGUUAAAUGAGAAGGAAAGGAGAGAAGUGGAAAUGCUGGGGGAGAAGGAGCAAGCUGUUGCUCAGGCUGCUGACGAGGCUAGAAGGGAGGCUGACAGCCGGGCACAAGAAGCUGAGGAGGAGCUGGAGCAGAGAAGAGGAGAAUUGAGGGAUCUGGAAGAAAAACUGCGAAAGGCAGAGGAAGAGAGCAACAGCCGAAAAGCCAGACUGGACUCUUUCACCAAGGCCAUGGGCUCCUUGCAGGACGACAGAGACAGAGUCCUUAACAUGUACAAACAGCUGGAGGAGAAACACCUGCAGGUGAUGAUGGAGAAGGAUGGUCUGAUCCAAGAGGCAGCAGGGGAGAACAACAGCCUGAAGGAGGAGCUCCGCUCUCUGCUGGUCCAGAGAGACGACCUGUACGCUGAAAAGGCCAAGCUGUCCGCUCAGCUUCACGGCUAUCGUGACGAACUUAACCAAGUCCUGAGCAUGAAGGACUCCCAGCACAAACAGCUUCUGGCAGCUCAGAGAGAGCGGAUCACUUCUCUGGAAAGGGAACGUGAAGAGUUGGAAAGUCAGUUAAAGAGUGUUAGCAGAGCCAGAGAGACAGAAGUAGAAGCAGGGAGAGUGGAGAGGGAGACUCUGAGUCAGGCUGCUGACAGCAGGACAGCAUCACAGGUCAUAGAUGCACCUGGUGCAGAGGUUGAGAAGCUGAGGGAGCAGCUGCAGGCUACAAGAGAGCAAGUGGAGGCUUUAGAGGAGAGCCUAGCAAGGGAGAGACAAGAGCACCACAGCAAGAGCAAAGAGCUGGCUGAGCUGCAGUGGGAGGGAGGUGUGAUGCGGACAGAGUCUGAGAGCGCUCAGGAGAGGGUGGCAGAGCUGGCCCGAGACCUGCUGGCCGUGGAGCAGAAGCUGCUUGAGGAGAAAGAGGUGACGACGCAGCUGAGAGCAGAGAACCAGUCAUUUGCCAAAGCCAUGGCGUCCCUCCAGGACAGCAGAGACAAAGCAACAAGCAAGGCCCAGGAACUGAACCUGAAGCUGGAAGAGAUGAGCAAGGCAGGUGGGCACACAGCACACAGCAGCCCCGGAGGCUCCACUGGAGAAGUGUGGGGCCUGAAGAACGCACUACAAGCCCUUCAAAAUGACAGGGAGAGACUGCUGGAACAGCUUCAAGCACAAACAUCUGAGCUGAAGAAGCAGAAAUCGGAGCUGGCUCGGCUGGGAUCAGGAGAGCUGAUCAGAGUCAGCCAGGACCUGUUUGAGGAGAAGAAGAAGAACGAAGACAUGCUGGGUGCCAUAACGGAGCUGGAGAGUGUGGUGCAAAGGGACAAGCAGGAAAUAGAGACACUCAGGCUGGAGCGAAUCGACUGGAUGGCUCAAGCAGAGCAGCUGAAGCAGCAGACCCUCACCACACUCUCAGAGAGGGACCAACAACUGCGACAGCUCACCGCUAUGCUGGAAGAAGCUCGCACUCAUAAGCCCAAAUUUCAGCAGGAACAAUAUCAGAGAGGGGGGACAGAGAAAGUGGACAGUCCUCCUGGAGCCCCACAGGAGCGGAGCAGCCUGCUGGACAGCCACACCUACACAGCUGAGGUCAAAGAGUUACAGCGGAGGCUAGAAGAAGAGGUGCAGCAGAGGAUGGCUGCCGAGGAGCAGCUAAUGGCCACGCAGGACCGACUCAAACAUCACAGCCAGGCUAAAUGGCACUCUGCACACGAAGGAGAUCACUCAGAGACUGCUGUUUUUAUCGAGCCGCCGGAAGGAGCUGUCACUCGAAGUCGGAGAGGUGGCCCGGGUUUGAUGCGGAUGCUCCGAGCGGCCUUCUGCUCUCGCCAACGCACCCCUCUGCUGUUCAGCCUCUAUUUGCUCACUGUGCACGUCCUGCUGCUGCUGUGCCUCGGCGGAUACCUCUGAAACCAGCUCCCUUUAACAAACCUGACAGAUAAGAGAGAGAGAGAGAGAGAGAGAGAGAGAGAGAGAGAGAGAGAGAGAGAGAGAGAGAGAGAGAGAGAGAGAGGAGGGGAAAGGAAAUGUGACACAGACCUAACUCAAGCCAUCAGUAUGUUUUAUGUUGUUACAUGUAAUCAAUUAAAGGGUGUGAAGGAUAUUCUACACACUCAUUGCACUUUACAGGACUUAAACUUUUAGCCAAAGUAUAUAUAGGUUUAUGUAGGGAGCUGCUGAUUUUAACCAUUUUGAGUGUGACAUGACGGGUUUUUCUAGUCAGAAGGGACAAUGUUUUAAUUUUCCUCCUUUCCUUUUUCCUGUGGUUUAGGUAAAAAAAAAAAAAAAAAGAAGAUUCAUAUCAUGAUCAGAUAUUUUGGCAGAUGGUGCUCUUUCUGUGCCUUUAGAUUUGGAUAUAAAAAGG
Messenger RNA from Toxotes jaculatrix (banded archerfish), 9520 nucleotides. RefSeq names its product golgin B1 (gene golgb1). The transcript has 20 exons. Bases 112 to 9066 code for a protein of 2984 amino acids. NCBI's taxonomy places the organism in Eukaryota, Metazoa, Chordata, Actinopteri, Toxotidae. Gene Ontology annotation, cellular component: endoplasmic reticulum-Golgi intermediate compartment; cis-Golgi network; Golgi apparatus. The record is from RefSeq and is a predicted model, not a curated record.